CCCCAGGGGCAGAGCAAUAGCCAGAGGGAAGGCCCAGCCCUGGAUGAAGGCAGGGGCCCCGGGAUGGCUGCAGGGCCCACCGGCUCCCCGUAGCUGCAGUGAGAGGCUCCGUCGGGCUCAGCAGCGGCAGGUCACCUACCCCUCCCCGCUGUCACCCGGGCCCCUCUAGGGUCCCCACCAACUGACGGUGUCUCCCCACAGCAAUGGCGCCUCAACCAACGAGCUGGCCCCGGCCCCUGACCUCUGACUCUCCCUCCACGGGGCGGGACCCCCACUGGGUCCGCGCACCAACCGCAAGGUGUCCUGCCGGGUCCGGAGCCCUUACCGGGUCCCCUGCCAGGUCCGGAGCGCCUGAGGCCCGCACUGCAAGCCACCGGGGUUACCAGGCCCCGAGGAAGGGGCGGGCGCUGCAGGCUGCGCACUUCCGCUUCCGGUUCCCAGCGCAGACUCCGGCCCCCGCUCCGCUGGCGAGCGACGAGGUUGUGGCGUCGGCUGGUUCCAGGCGAUUCGAGGAUGAUCGAGGUGGUUUGCAACGACCGUCUGGGGAAGAAGGUCCGCGUGAAGUGCAACACCGAUGACACCAUCGGGGACCUGAAGAAGCUGAUCGCCGCCCAGACGGGGACCCGUUGGAACAAGAUCGUGCUGAAGAAGUGGUGUCUGUCCCGCAGGUACACGAUCUUAAAGGACCACGUUUCUCUGGGCGACUAUGAAAUCCAUGAUGGGAUGAACCUGGAGCUUUAUUACCAAUAAAGCCGAACUCCUUCCUUGUGCCCGGUCCCCCCGCCCCUCUCCUCCCGCUCUCAGCCCCAGCCCUGGUAUGGAUGCUUGUUUUUAAAAAGUCAUGUUAAUAAAAACGUAGAACAGCU
Myotis lucifugus (little brown bat) is the source of this 866-nucleotide messenger RNA. RefSeq names its product ubiquitin like 5 (gene UBL5). Gene Ontology annotation, cellular component: nucleus; cytoplasm. The coding region runs from base 514 to 750 and encodes 78 amino acids. Gene Ontology annotation, molecular function: protein tag activity; protein binding. The record is from RefSeq and is a predicted model, not a curated record. NCBI's taxonomy places the organism in Eukaryota, Metazoa, Chordata, Mammalia, Chiroptera, Vespertilionidae. Gene Ontology annotation, biological process: mRNA splicing, via spliceosome; protein modification process. The transcript is spliced from 5 exons.